UUUUUUUUUUUCCUGGUUCGGUUUUGGAGGCGCAGAAGUGGGAUGCCUGGCACAGAACAUUUGUCGGGAGCAGCUUCUCAGCGUGAAUGAACGAUCGUCUCUCCUCUCCACCUGAGACGUGCCAUGCAUGGGAAACUUAAUUUGUACCCACGAAACGGAUCGGGGAGUCGCCGCCGCCGCACCAAAUAACUGCUGCUGCUGACAGCGAUCAGGACAAAUGACAUAGGAUGAACACUGCUGGAGGGGUGUGUCUAUCUGUGCUGUCCUCUCUCCUGGCUGUGGUUGGAGCCUUGGCUGCCGUGUCCACCCUCGCACUAGCUCCUCUCUCCGCACUGGCCGAGGCGGCCAACGGAGCUGUCAAUGGUGUCCCUAGCACCGGGGUAGAGGGGCAUCCCUCUCCAGGGUCCUCACCGUGCUCCAGCUUAGUUGCCGGUGUGCUCUAUGGCUCUUUCUCCCUAAGGGAACUCUUCCCCUUCCGGGCACCAGGCUGCUCCUGGUCCCUGGAAAACCCCGACCCUACCAAGUACUCCCUUUACCUCCGCUUUUUCCGUCACCCAUCUAUCUGUUGGACACAUUCCCCCAUGCUGCUAUCCCUCGACCACCACCUAGCCAAUCAAAGUUGCCCCCUACCCUUACAGAUAGUCGGUGUGAGGAAUCAGGAGAUCAUCCAGCUCUGUGGCAGCCAAUCCAACUCAGAUAGCCCCUAUUCCUUCUUACAAUUUGACAAGAACUUUGUCCAACUGUGUCUCACCAGACACCCAGCUGCUGAUGAACCUCAGUUAACCAAGGAAAUGGUGGAAAUGAGACUGGUGGAGGUGUUACUCAUUAACAACGAGAACUCCAGUCAGUUUACUUGCAGCGUACUCUGCAGAUGGUUUGAGGAGUGUCUACACAAUGGUCACCAAGAAGACAAGAAGACGUCUGAUGGCGAUGGGUGUGGAAUGACCCAAACAGGCUGUAUAUGUCCUAACCACAACAUCUUGGCACUGCCAGUGCCAUUGCUGCCGGAGACACCCCACAGUUUCAGCAAUGGCUCGCUUAGUGCCAGCGAUUGCUGCGUCACUGAGCUGCAUUCCAAUGACGCAAUCAUCAUAGCUCCCAGAGAUGUUCGACAAGAUCCAUAUGAUGAUGAUGAUCUGAAAGUGAAGACACAGAGACCACGGUCAGCUGACCAGCCAGGUGUGUUUCAGGCACAAACAGGUGAUCCAGCGGCAGAAGAGUGGUCACAGUGGAGUGUGUGUUCUCUCACAUGUGGACAAGGCUGGCAAGUGAGGACGCGAUCCUGUGUUUCCUCUCCUUAUGGGACACUGUGCAGUGGCGCUCUGCGGGAAACACGCAUGUGCAACAAUACGGCUUCUUGUCUGGAGGAACCUGGAAUCAUAGGCUCAGUGCAUGAGCGGUUGCAGGAGUGGUCAUCAUGGAGUAUGUGCUCUGUAACCUGUGGGCGGGGCUCCAGGACACGAACUAGGAGCUGCAUGCACGGAGGCGGGGUACUGCCUUGCAGAAGGCCCGAGCGUCAGACCAAACAGUGCUACAUAGCAGUGUGCCCUGUGGAGGGUCAGUGGAUGGAGUGGGCACCAUGGUCUCGAUGCAGUGUGACAUGUAACACGGGCACUCAGCUGAGGCAGAGACGCUGCAGCCCGUCAGUGCACGGCUGGGCUGAAUGUAAGGGCCCCCAUCAAGAGAGCAGAGAGUGCACCAACUCUCCGUGUGGUGGUGGAGGCAACUGGGAAAGCUGGAACCACUGGAGCCUGUGCAGCAAAACAUGUGACUCUGGGUGGCAGCGACGCAUCAGGGUGUGUGAGAACAAUGAAAAGCAGGGCACCCCCUGUGAUGGAUCAGGAGAGGAAGUUCGGUCCUGUAAUGAGAAGAAGUGCCCUGCUCCACAUGAAAUAUGCAAAGAUGAGUACCUUCUCUCUAUGUCAUGGAAGAGAGCAUCUGCUGGAGAAACUGUCUACAAUAAAUGUCCAACUAAUGCCACUGGAUCUGCUAGUCGUCGUUGCAUGCUGGACAUUCAUGGAGUUGCUUUCUGGGGUCCUCCGAGCUUCGCCAGAUGCGUCUCCCUUGAGUAUCGAUAUUUACAUUUAUCUUUACGAGAGCAUCUCGCGAAGGGUCAGAGGACCCUGGCUGGGGAGGGCAUGUCUCAGAUCGUACGGAGUCUCCUGGAGCUCUUGCAGAGGAGGAGCUACUACAGUGGUGACCUUCUCUUUUCCACGGAGAUCCUGCGAAAUGUGACGGACACCUUCAAAAGAGCAACCUACAUCCCAGCUCCCGACGACGUGCAGAAAUUUUUCCAGAUAGUUAGCCACAUGUUGGACAUGGACAAUCUUGAGAAGUGGGAGGAUGCACAUCAGGUCGCCCCCGGUGCAGCUUUGCUGAUGAGGAUAUUAGAAGACUUCAUUCACCUCAUCGGAGAAGCCCAAAAGCCUUUCCAAAGUUUCCUUGUGGUUACCAACAAUAUCAUGAUAACCAUCCAGCGUGAGCCGGUGUCUGCCGUCUCCAGUGACAUCAACUUCCCUAUGAAGGGACGGAGAGGAAUGAAGGACUGGGCGAGAACAGCGGAGGAAAAGCUCUUCAUUCCAAAAGAGGUUUUCACAAUCCCAGCAGAAGAGGCAGAGACAGACUCCGAUUCGACAGUGUACUAUGUUAUUGGAGCCAUUCUCUACAGAACACUGGGUAUCAUCUUACCUGCUCCAAAUCCGCCUGCUGUAAUCAACUCUAAGAUCCUCACUGUGACAGUACGACCGGAACCACAAUCCACCGAGUCCAUGGUGGUGGUGGAGCUCUCACCAAUUUUUAAUGGUACAUCUGAUCCUCAGUGUGUAGUCUGGGACUAUGGCAACCCGGAAGCUGGCACAGAAAACUGGGGCACAGAAGGCUGCCAAACGCUCACAUCUACUACUGUCCACAUCAAAUGUCUGUGCAGCAGGAUUUCCACAUAUGCCAUGUUAGCGCAGCAAGCUAAAGAUCCGGACAUGGGACCUACAAGUAUGCCCUCAGUGCCCCUCAUGGUGGGGUGUGGAGUCUCCUGCACCGCCCUGCUCAUCCUGCUCCUUAUCUAUGCUGCCUUCUGGAGGUACAUUCGCUCAGAGAGAUCCAUCAUCUUGGUGAAUUUUUGCCUCUCCAUCCUGGCCUCCAAUUUAUUGAUUUUGGUGGGGCAAUCACAAACUCUUAGCAAGGGUCUCUGUACUGUGACUGCGGCCUUUCUUCAUUUCUUCUUCUUGGCGUCGUUCUGUUGGGUGCUGACAGAGGCAUGGCAGUCUUACCUGGCAGUCAUUGGCAAAAUGAGACCACGACUCAUUCGCAAGCGUUUUCUGUGCCUCGGUUGGGGUCUUCCAGCCUUAGUCGUUGCAGUGUCUGUGGGUUUCACCAGAGCAAGAGGUUAUGGCACGUCAAGCUACUGCUGGUUAUCUCUGGAGGGCGGGCUGCUCUACGCCUUUGUGGGUCCUGCUGCUGUCAUUGUGUUGGUGAACAUGCUCAUCGGAAUUGUGGUGUUUAACAAGCUCAUGUCUCGAGACGGCAUCUCAGACAAGUCAAAAAAGCAGCGGGUGGGUGUCCCGGCGGAGGCGCGGAGCCGACUGCUCCUGAAAUGCUCCAAGUGUGGCGUGAUCUCGAGCACCGCUCUGUCCAGCUCAACUGCCAGGAGCGCCAUGGCCUCCCUGUGGAGCUCCUGUGUGGUUCUUCCUCUCUUAGCGUUAACGUGGAUGUCAGCAGUGCUGGCCAUCACCGACCGGAGAUCCACGCUUUUCCAGGUGCUGUUCGCUGUCUUCGACUCUGUCCUUGGUUUUGUCAUCAUCACUGUCCACUGCGCCAUGCGACGAGAGGUGCAGGAUGCAGUGCGCUGCCGAAUGGGGGGUUGUAAAGAUGACAGUGAAAACUCAGACUCCUGCAAGAACGGACAGGUGCAGAUCAUGAACCAUCCUAAUGUGAGCUACUGUGUGCAGCAAUGUGGUUCUCUGCAUUAUGGCACACCCCAGUGCCUGCCGGGUUUCCAUCAGCAGCCAUUUCUACCACUGUGCCACCAGCCAUGCCAGCACACCUGUAACCACAGACUGACCCACAGCCACAACCAUGGUGUUGACCACAGCCACGCCCUGAGCCAUGUACUUGACCAUAAACCCAUCCUGAGCAAUGCCCGCAGCCACGCCCAUAACCAUAUCCACGACCACAUCAGCACACAACCAACUGAUUUCGAGAAGGAUGUGGACUUGGCAUGCCAAACAGAAAGAGGACAUCCAUUCAUUUUCAAGGAGGUAAACACCUGUAAUCCAGCUACCAUCACGGGAACCCUUUCGCGCAUCUCCCUGGAUGAUGAGGAUGAUCCAAAGCUAGCAGCCCAUCAGGAAGCAGGAGUUGGGGUCAAUUUCAGCUCCCUUCCUGGGAACAUCCCUCCACCAAAUCUCAUUGUGCAGGUUCCACCCCUUGGAGGUCUUAAUGAGAUGAGCGAGACACCCCUGAAGAAGGAGGUGAACAUGGACCAGCAGAGACAGCAGGGGCAGCAGCGCAGUGGUGCUCCCAUCUACCUGUGCACUGAGAGUGGCCUGGGUUGGGCACGGCCGCCUGCUUCCUCCAACACUUCCCCAGAUGGAAGUGCUGGAAAUGGAGGGGGAGGAGGUGGAGGGAGUGGAAGUGAAGGAGACUAUAUGGUUUUACCUUGUAGGACGGUCAGUCUCAAACCUCCAGCUCCUUCCUCGCAAGGAGGAGACCUGGGAUAUGGGGGUGAGGACAAGCCUCUCAACAUCACAGUGGAGAACCCCCCUUUCCCACCGCCUCCUUCUCCCUUGACCCUCCACCCGGCUGAGAGCGAGGCCUACCCAGCUGAUUUUGUGCCGUCCAACAUGGGCGACAUGAACAUCACUAUGAACCUCAACCGCUCUUAUGGGACAAUCAAAAGCAUGCCCCAUGGGCACAGCCACAUGCUGCCUCAGGGUGCUCUUGUACAAUCUCACGGAGGACACAUUCACUCCCACGGGCACUCACUUCAGCUGAAGGCGGGUCAGAGGUCAUCAGUCAGACAGAUUUUGACAGGGGGAAGUGCAGUGGACAGGAACAGGACCUUGCCACGCAACCUGGGGAGCACCAAUGCCAAUACCAGCCUGUCAGCAGGAUCCCUGGAGAGGAAGAGAGUACGGUACUCUGAGCUGGACUUCGAGAAAGUGAUGCACACUCGCAAAAGACAUUCUGAGCUGUACCAUGAGCUCAACCACUCGUCCAAGUUCCACACCAUAGACAGGUAUAACAGGGAACCAGCCAUGUCCGCAUUCAAGAGGGAAAAGCGGUGGAGCAUUUCGUCUGCCGGAGGUGAAAAGAACUCAUCGAGUGACAAGUCCACCCUAGAGGACCAGAGCUCCUGGGACAGCUUCAAAACCAUGACCCCCGAGCUGUCUAUCGUGCCUGGGGAGCAGAAGGACCGGAUGGAGCUGCACAAUAAGAACUGGGACUCCUCCUCUGUGAACACACCCAACUCGUCUGAGGGCGAUUUCCAGACUGAAGUGUGACAUCACCCUUUCACACAGGGAUCAAAAUGCACAUGGUGAUACAAACUGUCU
Molecule: messenger RNA, 5549 nt
Organism: Thalassophryne amazonica
Lineage: Eukaryota; Metazoa; Chordata; Actinopteri; Batrachoidiformes; Batrachoididae
Gene: adgrb2
Product: adhesion G protein-coupled receptor B2
Biological process (GO): peripheral nervous system development; adenylate cyclase-activating G protein-coupled receptor signaling pathway; cell surface receptor signaling pathway
Cellular component (GO): plasma membrane
Molecular function (GO): G protein-coupled receptor activity
Source: RefSeq, a predicted model, not a curated record